UGUAGGAGAUAUUGGAGAAUGGCAAGAAGAUGGUUCAAUGAAGAUCAUAGAUAGGAAGAAGAACAUCUUCAAGUUGUCUCAAGGUGAAUAUGUUGCUGUCGAAAACCUCGAAAACACUUACUCAAGAUGUCCCCUCAUCGCUCAGAUAUGGAUCUAUGGAAACAGCUUUGAGUCGUUUUUGGUAGGCGUGGUUGUACCUGACAGAAAAGCUAUUGAAGAUUGGGCUAAACUCAAUAACCAAUUUCCCAAUGAUUUUGAAUCUCUAUGUCAAGAUCUCAAAGCUCAAAAAUACUUCUUGGAUGAGCUCAACUCUACUGCAAAGCAAUACCAACUUAAAGGAUUUGAAAUGUUAAAAGCUAUUCAUUUGGAACCAAACCCUUUUGAUAUUGAAAGAGAUCUUAUAACCCCAACUUUCAAGUUGAAAAGGCCACAGCUCCUCCAACAUUACAAGGGCAUAGUUGAUCAACUUUAUUCAGGAGCAAAGAGGUCCAUGGCAUAGACACCGACCGGGCUAUUCAUUUUCUGAUGCUAUUUUGGUUGUAUGAUAUGUUAAAAUUGUGUUCGGAUCCUCUCUAUAUACACUCAUCAAUUGUAGAUUGGAAAAUCUCUAUAUUUUAUAUUAAGCAAAAUUUACUUAUUAUU
Molecule: messenger RNA, 642 nt
Organism: Camelina sativa (false flax)
Lineage: Eukaryota; Viridiplantae; Streptophyta; Magnoliopsida; Brassicales; Brassicaceae
Source: RefSeq, a predicted model, not a curated record